This is a messenger RNA of Caenorhabditis angaria, 488 nucleotides long. Lineage: Eukaryota; Metazoa; Nematoda; Chromadorea; Rhabditida; Rhabditidae. The record is from the annotation of a GenBank genome assembly.
AUGAUUGAUGUUUGCUAUAAUAAUUUAGAAUUUGAAGAUGAAUGGAUUUGUCCAGUUGAAGAAUUUCGACAAAUAUCAACAAUUGAAAAUAUAAAUAAAACAUUAGAAUAUAAUGGUAUGAAUAUUUGUUACUAACUGAUUAAUACUUGAACAUUUUGAAGGAAUUCUUACAAUGAAUAUAAUCCACAAAUCAAAAGAUAUCAAUUUGCAUCAAGAAUUAUUGGAAUUAUACAAGACUGUUUUCAAACACUGUGAACUCGCAUCUGACAAUAACUAUAGAAUGAAAAAUCAGGUAUGGAAUAUUACACUCUUUGAUAAAAAUACUUAUGAGAAUGAUUUCCAGAUAUUGACAUGUUUCAAUUCAAAACAAGGUUUUCAUUCAGCUUCAAAUUACAAUAAAAUUUUAUCAAAAUAUUCCGACUAUGUGGUAAGCUGGUGGAAUGAAAAAGUAUCCGAAUUAAUUAAAACUUUUACAGAGCUGGAUAUAA